Molecule: messenger RNA, 3342 nt
Organism: Aspergillus affinis
Lineage: Eukaryota; Fungi; Ascomycota; Eurotiomycetes; Eurotiales; Aspergillaceae
Exons: 11
Coding region: 1-3342 (1113 amino acids)
Biological process (GO): nucleoside metabolic process
Molecular function (GO): catalytic activity
Source: RefSeq, a predicted model, not a curated record
AUGCCAUCAACCAAGUUUCUGUCGUACGAUGACUACACCACCCUGCCAAAACGUCAACAAAACGACCGAAAUACCUACUCGCUUGGCUCGAUUGGAGGCUAUCAUGUCGUGAUCGCCUGUCUUCCUUCGGGCCUGUACGGCACUACCUCCGCGGCCCUGGUCGCCGAACAUAUGUCAUCAACGUUUCCCAAUGUUAAGUGGGGGUUGGUGGAGGUGUCCCGAACCCGUCGGUGGACAUUCGUCUGGGAGACGCUGCGGUCAGCAAGCCGACGGAUCGCCACAGAGGCGUGGUUCGAUAUGAUUACGCCACCGUUGGAACUACUCACGGCCAUCGCCGAUCUGGAGUCAACCCAUUUCAUUAGCGAAACAAAGAUUCCGAAGAUCGUAUCCGAUGUGAUUACACGAAACAAGCAUCUUGGACUCAAACUUAGCGCCCCCAGGCAGCAUCAAGAUACUCUUUUUAACGCAGCAUACGAACACCUAGCCUCGAACGAUGACUGUGCACAGUGUGAUCGAGGCCAACUUGUUGACCGGCCCGUAACGAGUUCCAAUGUCCCACGGCUCUACUAUGGGCUCAUCGCUUCGGGAAACCAGGUGAUGAGGGACGGCCAAACUCGGGAACGGCUGGGACAGGAACUCGGCAUUUUGUGCUUCGAGAUGGAAUCUACUGGCCUCAUGGAUCACUUUCCGUGCUUGGUCAUUCAAGGUAUCUGUGACUACGCCGACUCACACAAGAACAAACACUGGCAAGGAUACGCAGCGCUGACAGCAGCGGCGUACGGGAAGGAACUAUUGUCGGCGAUUCCUAAAACGCAAAUCCUCACUGGGCUGGAUCGCCUUUCUACUAUGUCUGUGCUCGCUGCGCUCGUCCAAUUCACCGACUUUUCCGGUUCAAUUCUUACCGAGACCGUCACUGUGCACCUCGAGGAGCUGACUGAUGACGUGGAAAAAUCGUUCUCUUCAGCCAAGCACGUGCGGGUAUCGUCGCUAGAGCCGCAUCGUCAAUAUGAACGCCUCCAACAAAUGUGCAAAGAAUGCGUGCAAUGGGAGAGUUUCAGAGUAGCUUUGAAAUCAGUCUGGGAGGCAGGCGAGAUAGACCAACUCGUGAGGCAGCUGGAGCUCUGGAGGUGCGAACUCAAGGGUUAUGUCCACUUAUAUCUUCAGCAUUUUGAAUCGUUCAGUCAGGAUACCAGACGGACGAUGCGCACGCUCUUUAACACUAAAUUGAUGCUCCCGGUAACAAACCAGGCAAAUCAUCACACGGGCGUCAAGAAACGCAGGGCUCGCAUAGUAGCCAGCUUACUCGAAAGCUUGCGGUUCCCUCAAAUGGAUCAUCGCGCCGAUAGCAUCACCGCAGCUCACCGCAAUACAUUCACCUGGAUAUUUCGAGACGUGGGAGAAAAUGGGAUGAAAUGGGACGGCUUCUUGGAAUGGUUGGUCAAGGGUAGCGGAACCUACUGGAUGCAAGGGAAGGCUGCAUCGGGAAAGUCGACACUGAUCCGCUUUAUUUGGGAUCAUCCACAGACGUGGACCGGUCUUCGAAGUUGGUCGAAAAACGGCCAAUUGAUCGCGGGCGUCUUUUUCUUCUGGAACAGUGGCGUCGAAGAACAAAGAUCGCAGACAGGGCUUUUCCGUACACUCCUCUUCAAGGUACUCAGCGAGUGCAGGGAGCUUAUACCCGAGGUGCUUCCUGAGGAAUGGGAGGAAAGGGCAAAGCUUGCUGCUCAAGACAAAGAGAUGCCAGAGCUAAUAUGGUCAAUAGAUGAGCUGCAAAGAGCCUUCACGCGUCUUGUGACCCUUGCGCGCGAUGAUAUGAGGAUGUGCUUUUUCAUCGACGGUCUGAAUGAGUAUGAUGGCAAUCCAGAGAGAAUUGCUGAAUAUAUCCAUGAUCUUUCAGACCUGUCAACGCAUGCAAAGUUUGGUGUCUCAAGCAGGCCAUGGUCGAUUUUUCAAGAUAUUUUCAACCUCAAUUGCCAACUACGACUGCAAGACCUGACUAAGGAUGAUUUUCGUUUAUAUGUGAGGGAUAAACUGGGCAGGAAUAAACAGAUGCAACUGCUUCUUAUCGACGAUUCAGACGGCGGAAAUUCUCUCAUACAUGAGAUUGUGGAAAAGGCAGAUGGUAUCUUCCUGUGGGUAGAGCUUGUUUGUUUGGCUGAUCUUCUGGUCGAUCUUGAGAAACUCUAUGACCGUAUGCUGGAGCGGAUAGAGCCGAGGUAUCGUGAAGAACCUUCGGAAAUGCUUCAGAUAUUUCGUGCCAGCGGUCACAGUCUGAAUGUCAUGGCUCUCUAUCGGGCGCUCUUGUGCCCUAGUAUGACAACGAAGGAAGACCUAAUAAGAGAAGCGCUUGUGGAGAGAACAAUGUUGAAACUGAACAGUAGAUGCAAGGGGCUUCUGGAAGUUCAUUCACCUUUUGAGUACGAGCCUCUUACCCAGAAAUACGGCCCGUUCCCCGAGCAUGAUGGUGCUGUUAGUAUGUCAAUUGCCGAUGCUCACGUGCUGCGACAAGGGAUCGAAGAUGAACCUCCUCAGCUGGGUUUGAUGCAACAUUUCAACAGACAACUCUUUACUCCAAGCCCCCGAAGUCCAAAUGCUCAUGGGACACUGCAGCCUACGAAUGGCAAUAACUCCGGAAUUACCAAGGAACACCGUCAUCAAAUCUUGUAUCUACAUCGAACUGCCAGAGACUUUUUAGAACAGCCUCGAGUGUGGAAGGCUGUGACAGAUUGCACAAAGCGUUCCUCAUUUGAUCCCUCGGUAUCAUUCACGAUGGCCUAUGUUUUGCAAGCGAAGAAAACACCCGUGAUCUUGCAAGCCAAGACUGUAUACGAGGCGGGCCAGUUUAUGUUGUCCAAAAUCGCAAGCUUCACAGGAAAAGGAUCUUCGGAUCUGAUAGUGCUGAUUGAAGACACUGGUGAAUGGAUGCUCUAUGAUAACCCGAAGAACUAUGCUGAAUGGAAGAUCUAUGCCUCUAAGCGUGCUGUCUGGGGUGAAGACUUGCUGUCAAUCGCAUUGAAGGUAAAACUAGACUGGUAUAUCCAGGCAAAGAUUUCAAUGAUCGCCUCGCCGGUAUUUCUGGCGCGGAGCCAGCAACUUCCGUUGCCAUCCUGGUCCACUCACCAUCGGCAAGGACUCCCUCUCCUCGCCUUUGCCCUGUUUUUGCUUGAGAAUGGCGCAGAUCCAAACGAGGUGUAUGAAGGGUAUAUAAUAUGGCAGUACACUGUUCACUACCUCCAUGUUGAUAGUGACUAUCUGCAAAAGGAUUUGUGCGAGUGGCUGGAUAUUUUUAAGCUGAUGCUGAAAUACGGCGCAGACCUCAACACACACUGUAUCGAGGACUAG